CCUUUUACAUGCAUGCUUUCAUACUGAUUCAUAUGCAAUACUUGAGUUGUAACUGAUGCCACAAGCAAAGGGAGAUAAGUUACCAUUUCUACAAUCAACCAUUUUUCACGUUAUAAUUCCUCCAUUAAUCAACAAUCUUUUAAGAAUACUACUUUGAAUACAUUCAAACAUCAUAUCAACAAGUCUUAGCUCAAGUUUUUGCUUCUGAAACAUCAUAUUCAUAUCCCAUGUCCUCUCCUCUGUUACUUCAGAUCCCAAAGAGUGUUUCUCUAUCUCCCCCAUUCCGUAACUUUAUCUCUCGCAUCAGCAAUUCGAUCUACCGUGCAUACUCCCGACAACGCCCAUGGUCAGAACUCUUUGAAUAUGCUGCAUGUUCUCGUCCUUGUUCGUUCUCUGAUGCCACAACAAGGAUCCGUAAGAAUCUUUCCUAUUUCGGGAUCAACUACCUUACACUCCUUGGUGGUGUGCUUGCUUUUUCUCUAUUGUCUCACCCGCUCUCCCUCAUUACUCUCCUACUUCUCCUUUCUGCUUGGAUCUUUUUUUACUUCUUUAAACCAUCUGAGCAGCCAUUGAUCAUCUUUGGCCGCACACUAUCAAACAGUGAAAUAUUAGCCAUCUUGGUGAGCGCCACAAUCGUUGUGAUGUUCUUUACCAGUGUUGCAUCUUUGCUGAUUUAUGCUACACUAAUUAGUGGGGCUAUUGUGUGCCUUCAUGGUGCUUUCAGAGAUCCAGCAGAUCUAUUUCUCAACGCACAAGAUGGAACUUCUUCGUCCAGUUUCUUUUCUAUUGCUAAUGCUGCUUCAAUCACAUCGGCUCAUGCCUCUAUGCGUGAUGCUGUUUCCAUAAUCUAGAAUCUGAUUUCAGAUCUCAUUAUCUCAAUGCUUCUCAGUUAUGAGGGUAUUAGUACAUUUAAGCUUCAUUAGAUGUAAUAGUUAUUAUGACCAACAUCAUUAAGUAAAAAAAAAAAGAGUAGACCCAUACUUCAUAUUAUUAUAGGUCUCAUUUCUAUUCUAUAAAUUCUAAAUAAUACAGUAGGUUUUGUAAGUUGAGUUUUUAAAUUUUCCAUCACCCUUUAAAAUGACUAUUUCACCUUGAUUCUACAAAAAUGACCACAGCAAAUAGGACUAAAAAUCGUUUCACAGCAAAGCACACAGCUGCAAUAUUAGUAACAGGUUUGACUUCCCUUCAUAACGGGGCAGAAAAAUCUAGCCAAAGAAGGCAAUAACGAAUCCACAAGUAAUCAACUAGCUCAACACUGAAAGUAAAACACAAU
This is a messenger RNA of Chenopodium quinoa (quinoa), 1273 nucleotides long. RefSeq names its product PRA1 family protein B3-like. The transcript has a single exon. Lineage: Eukaryota; Viridiplantae; Streptophyta; Magnoliopsida; Caryophyllales; Amaranthaceae. The record is from RefSeq and is a predicted model, not a curated record. Bases 228 to 851 code for a protein of 207 amino acids. Gene Ontology annotation, cellular component: Golgi apparatus; endoplasmic reticulum. Gene Ontology annotation, biological process: vesicle-mediated transport.